AUGGUGACGGAUCAACAGAUCCGGGCAGCUGAGGCGAUGUCCAGAGCGUCGGGAGUGCCCAGUUCCAGCGCCUCCUCGGGGUCCAAGACCCGCACCCGCUACCGCACCAAGGCCGUGAGCUCCGAGGUGGAUGAGAGCCUCUUUGGGGGCGCCGAGCCCAUCCACCGGUCCCGCGCCCACAGCCCCAUCGUGCUCCUGAGAGACCAGCGGGCCAUACGCAAGACGACCUCCGCACUGGGUUGGGGUCGCAAACCGGACACAAUCCGGCUCAUCACCCGGGACCUGGUCCGAGACCUCGUGAUCCCGGUGGAGGAUCCCUCCGGGGAGUCCCUCAUCAUCAGCCCCGAGGACUUCCAGAGGAUCAAGUCGUCGGCCCGAGUCCUGACCAAGGAGGAGAGGGAAGCUGGGCUCCAGGCCUACAAGGCUGAGAAGGACAAAAUCUUGGUCGGGAUGGCGCAGCGCAAGCAGGAGAUGAAGCAGAAUGAUGUGAUGCGGAGGAAAAACGAGAAACUCAGCGACCUGGAGGAGGCGGCCAGGAAGCAGGCCCAGAGCCUCCUGGAGCGGGCCCGAAAGCUGCACCUGGACCAGGAGGAUGAGCUCAAGGAGAUGAACCAGAUCAUCCUGAAUGCCAAGUGCCACGCCAUCCGUGAUGCCCAGAUACUGGAGAAGCAGAUAAUCGGCAAGGAGAUGGACGCCGAGGAGAAGCGUCUGGACCGGAUGAUGGAGGUGGAGCGGCAGAAGGCCAUGCAGCGGCAGGACGAGCUGGACAGGAGGAGGAAGGAGGAGCAAAUCCGCGGGCAGCGGCUGAUCGUGGCACAGAUAGAGAAGAAGUUGGAGGAGCGGUCGCUGCAAAGCGAGCAGCGGGAGCAGGAGGCGCAGAGGGUCCUCCAGUACCUGGACCGGCUGCAGGAGGAGGACAUGCAGGACCUGGAGCGUCGCAGGGUGGAGCAAGCGAAGAUCCAGGCCGAGAUCAUGCGCUGCAACGAGGCCAACCGGCAGCGGCAGGAGGAGAUCCUGGAGCAGGAGCGGCUGGCCGACCAGCGGGCCCAGGAGUACACCCAGAGGAAGAUGGCCCGAGAAGCAGAAUUCGAGGCUGAGCAGGCGAAGAUCCGGAAGGAGAAGGAGAUGGAGACAGCGCGGCUCCUGGCGCUGCAGGAGAAGGCUCAGGACACUCAAGCAGAACAGGAUGCGGUACGGGCCCGGCACAUCCAGGAGAUGAUGGAGCGCGCCUGGCGCCAGAAGGAGGUGGAAGAGGCGCAACGCAAGACGGAGGCCAACGCGCAACUGCAGCGCAGCCGGCUGCAGCAGGUGGCCCAGAAGGAGCACGCCUUGGCCGUGCAGGUGCAGAGAGACCGCGAUGAGUUUGAGCGGGUCCUGGGGGCCCAGCGGCAGCAGAUAGAGAAGGAGCGGAAGGAGGCGGAGCGGCGGGCCGCGUCGCGGCGGGCCCACGCGGAGGAGCUGCGGCGCCAGGUGCGGGAGCACCAGCAGCAGCAGGUGCAGGAGCGCAGUGCCACCUUCGAGGAGGGAAGGAGGCUCCAGGAGGAGGCGGCCCAGAGGCGGGAGCGCAUGAACACGCUCAAGCAGAAGAAACUGGAAGAGCUGAGGGCGGCCGGUCUCCCGGAGAAAUACUGCGUGGAAGUGGAGCGCAAAGCCAUAAUCCUGCCCUCCCUGGUGCGCUGAGCCGAUCCAUCUCCCCACCCCGGCCCCGAACCCCCCCGUGCC
Messenger RNA from Tachyglossus aculeatus (Australian echidna), 1722 nucleotides. It is a transcript of the gene CFAP45, whose product is annotated as cilia and flagella associated protein 45. The record is from RefSeq and is a predicted model, not a curated record. NCBI's taxonomy places the organism in Eukaryota, Metazoa, Chordata, Mammalia, Monotremata, Tachyglossidae. The transcript has 12 exons. Bases 1 to 1680 code for a protein of 559 amino acids.